Messenger RNA from Cajanus cajan (pigeon pea), 771 nucleotides. NCBI's taxonomy places the organism in Eukaryota, Viridiplantae, Streptophyta, Magnoliopsida, Fabales, Fabaceae. The record is from RefSeq and is a predicted model, not a curated record.
AUGUAUGCUGACAAAAAACAAUCCUUUUCAAAUGAUUUCUUGUUGCAGAAUCUGGUUCGCCGCAUCGAUGGGCAUGAUCAUGUUCAGGGGAAGGCAGUCUGGAUUGGUGCAGUGUAUCCAAAUUUCAAAGAAGAAAGUCUAUGGGACAGAUAUGUCACUGCAAUAUACUGGUCCAUUGUGACUCUUACUACCACUGGCUAUGGGGACUUACACGCUGAGAACACGAGAGAGAUGCUGUUUGAUAUAGCUUACAUGCUGUUCAACUUGGGUUUAACAUCAUACAUCAUUGGAAACAUGACUAACCUUGUAGUGCACUGGACCAGCCGUACCAGAAAUUUUAGAGACACAGUCAAAGCAGCUUCUGAAUUUGCUUCAAGAAAUCACUUGCCCCAUCGCAUACAGGAUCAAAUGUUGUCACAUAUAUGUUUGAGGUUUAAAACAGAAGGACUAAAGCAGCAAGAAACAUUAAAUGAUCUUCCAAAGGCAAUUCGUUCAAGCAUAGCACACCAUCUGUUUUUUCCUUUCGUGCAAAAGGUCUACCUCUUCCAAGGAGUCUCUCAUGAUUUCCUUUUCCAGAUGGUUUCAGUUAUGGUAGCCGAGUAUUUCCCACCCAAGGAAGAUGUGAUACUGCAGAAUGAGUCUUCAACAGAACUUUAUGUGUGGUUUCAGGGGCAGUGGUGAGUUAGCUAACCCAUGAACGAUCUAGUAACCCAUAAAUAAAUCUAGAAGAAUGUAUGCUGACAAAAAACAACCCUUUUCAAAUAAUUUCUU